GGUACAGUUUAUAAGACAUAGUCAAAUAUUUUAUUUUAUCAAGGUAGAUUGUUUAGAAGUAUAACGCAUUUACUGAAUGAGUAUUUAUUAUAUGAGUAUUAAUUAUAUUUGUUUUUAAAAGUGUUACAUCUAUUAACGUACCACUGUAACAGCCUCAGAAAAUAUAGAGUGAUCAUGGCGAGAUACAAGGAAGUUAAAACACUCGAAUGUUUGGCAUUAACAAAACUCGGAUAUUGGAUUGCAAAGCAAGCUGAAAAACUAAUGUUGCCCACUUCAAUACUGGCUCAACAACACCCAAACCAAGCCCAAAUAACAUUAAACCAAAAUAUUGAAAAUAUACGUUGUUAUUUAGAUUUUCACGUCCCUUGGAUGCUUCAUGAUCAGUUAGUUAGUGAAGCUAUCAAAGCAUUGUCUGACUUGAUGGAAAAGACAAAGCAUUCUUUGGGGUUUAGAGGUUCGAUGGGAAAAUUUGUUAGCCAAAUGAAUGUUGUUGUAAAGAUGACUGAAGUGUUAUUUACGAAAAAUUUUACUUAUGUUUCAAUCGAUAGUAUACCAAAAAUGAUGCGCACAGUGUUCUAUUCAAAGCUUCACAUGUUAACUGGACUUGUAUAUUUAAAUUUAGGGAGUCUUUCAGGCGGCUGGAAAACGGCUGACAUGGAGGAAUCAAUUAUUAUGGCUUUAAAGCAGCUUCACUGCCUUGAGUAUCUAAUUAUAAAUUACGAUUGCACAGAUAACAUAUUAAGGUGUAUAGUACAAAAUUGCACAAAAAUUAAAAAGUUAGAUGUCUCUUGUUCUAAAUCUAUAACUAAUGAAAGUAUAAACAUAAUAGCUAAGUUAAAUGGGUUGAAAUCUAUUCAGUUGUAUCAUACAUUUGUAACUUGGGAAGGAUUUGUUAAUUUAUUAAUACACUGUCACAACUUAGAAGAUGUCGGUAGGUGUGACGAAAUUGGUAAAGUCCUGGAAUUCAUACAUAUAAAUUGUCCUGAAACUUAUCCAUUUAAUCUAAAAAUCUACGUAAGUAGAUAUGCUACUAGCUACCACUUGCAGUUAGCAGUUGAAAUGUGCCCAAACAUUUGCAGUAUGACUGUUUUUCAUAAUACUUUGCAAAGUGAUCUGAUGGUUUUAAUCGGGUUGAAGAAUUUGUAUGAUUUAAAACUAUUGUCAUGUGAUUUCUAUGCCGAUCAAAUAAAACAAGUACUUCAAGUUAAAGGUUGUAACCUGCUUAAGUUACAUCUUGAACAUGUCGAUCAAAUUGAUUUAAAUGCAUUAAUGUAUAUAAGCCAAUUAUGUCCUUUACUUGAAAGUUUGACUUUCUACAAUUGCACUUUAAUACAACAUACAUCUUUGUAUACAAAAAAAUUGGAAAUUCUGCCUUUUAGGAACUUAAAAAGGCUGACGUGUGUUUCCACAUUUACGGAUGAACAAUUGUUAUUCUUGUUGGCAAAUUGUAUAAAUGUCGAAUUUAUCCAAGUAGGGACAGCUAUUCAACUAACUGAUGAAUUUAUGUUUAAAAUAUUGGAAAUUAAUCCAUUAAUUUAUUUAAAAGAACUACGAAUAAUGCAGUCAGACUUUUUAACUCUGUUAUCGGUAGAAAGAAUUAUUCAGAGUUGUAUGAGCCUAGAAAUAUUAGUAGAAUUAGAGAGCUGGUCUUCAAUCACUGAAAGCGAUUUAGAAUACAUCAGAAAUUUCAUAAAAAUCAACAAUUUUAACGUAGAUACAUCUCCAAUACGCAGAUAUGAUGCCUAAGUUUUAUAGAAAUAAGUAUUUAUUAUGAAUUGGUUUUGUGCUUUAUUUUAAUAUCUGCGAAUAAAUAAGUUAUGAGCGUACUUAUUUAUUCACAGCUAUUCAUUUAUCAGACUUCUGUAAAUUAUUUAUAGGUAUCUAAUAAAAAAUUAACUGCAGAACAAAUCCGACUGGUCGCCGCUUCGCCAUGGACAGGGUUCGGAACCGGUUUUAAUUUAACAGUUAGGUUUAGUAACCAGUCAAAAAUUUUGUUCGGUUGAUAGCACCUAGUUUAAUGAAUCGAAAUUAUAUUGUGUUACCUACCAUGCAAACGAUAACGAAGUAAACUGGUUUAAAAAAAACGUGGUGUGACAAAUAGAGUAGGUACUUUUAGUUCUUCUGCUUAUCGCAGUGGGCGCAUAAAUUUACAAAAAGAGCUUAAAUUUGAAUUCCAUAAUGUAUUUGUGUUAAUUUAAGCGUAAUCGAACUAGAAAAGGUUUCUCAAUUAAAACGGUUAAAUAAACUAAACCGUUAACAGGUUUAACGACCGAAACCGGUUUUAAUAUUUUUAAUUUUUCCAAGCCCUGGCCAGGGGUCGCACGGCUCGGUUUUCUAUUUAAAAAUUGCAUACAAAUAAAAAACCAGCAGCUAUAUUGCA
This is a messenger RNA of Pararge aegeria (speckled wood butterfly), 2380 nucleotides long. RefSeq lists its product as uncharacterized. Gene Ontology annotation, biological process: SCF-dependent proteasomal ubiquitin-dependent protein catabolic process. Lineage: Eukaryota; Metazoa; Arthropoda; Insecta; Lepidoptera; Nymphalidae. The transcript is spliced from 2 exons. Gene Ontology annotation, cellular component: SCF ubiquitin ligase complex. The record is from RefSeq and is a predicted model, not a curated record. Bases 175 to 1746 code for a protein of 523 amino acids.